AUGGUACCAUCAAGGGUUUCCAGGGAACAAAGGAGAAUAGCCUUGAGGAGAAAGCUUCAUAUUCUGCGAAAACUUACCAACUCUAAAUCAGUGAAAAAGAGCUCAAUCAUCAUGGAUGCUUUUCUCUACAUCUACAAGCUCAAACUCCAACUAGAAGCUAUCAGAAGAGAAUACCAAAACCUCAUCAAUCAUAUCCAAGAAGUGAAAGUAGAGAAGUUUGGGACAAAGUUUUUGGUGAGAGUGACAUGCAAGAAGGGAAAAGACUUGCUGGUUUCAAUUAUCGAAGCCUUUGAAAACCUAAAUCUCAAUAUUUUUCAAGCCAAGGCUGCGUGCAAACACUUCUUUUUCAUGGAAGCAGUUGUUGAAGAUGAAGAUCAAGUUUUGGAUGUGAAAGAUGUAACUGAAGCUGUGAUGACGGCCAUUCAGAAGUAG
Coffea eugenioides is the source of this 432-nucleotide messenger RNA. RefSeq lists its product as uncharacterized. Gene Ontology annotation, molecular function: sequence-specific DNA binding; DNA-binding transcription factor activity. The transcript is spliced from 3 exons. The record is from RefSeq and is a predicted model, not a curated record. The coding region runs from base 1 to 432 and encodes 143 amino acids. Gene Ontology annotation, cellular component: nucleus. Gene Ontology annotation, biological process: regulation of DNA-templated transcription. Lineage: Eukaryota; Viridiplantae; Streptophyta; Magnoliopsida; Gentianales; Rubiaceae.